Messenger RNA from Abrus precatorius (Indian licorice), 2183 nucleotides. RefSeq lists its product as uncharacterized. The coding region runs from base 504 to 2183 and encodes 559 amino acids. The record is from RefSeq and is a predicted model, not a curated record. Gene Ontology annotation, molecular function: calmodulin binding. NCBI's taxonomy places the organism in Eukaryota, Viridiplantae, Streptophyta, Magnoliopsida, Fabales, Fabaceae. The transcript is spliced from 2 exons.
ACGAGCUUAACGAGAACAAAGAAAACCAAAAACUGUUGCUUUCUUGCAGUACGUUCGUUCUCAAAUCCUUUAAAAGGAGUGGCUCAGUGUUCACUUUGUUACAUUCUGUUCCUUUUUCCUCGUUUUCAGUUAAAGCACCCUUUUUUUCUUCCCAAACUCUGCUAUAUAACCAAGGUACGUUACUACCAAAAUUUUAUCAUCUGGGUUUGGCUCAUUUUCUUACAAAACAAGUGGGUUUGCUGAAAAAUGUGAUUUUCAUCAAAUACUGAGAAGGGUUUUCGGAGCAUGCUCUGAUUUCUCUCUCUGUUGCUUUGUCUUGGUUCAACUGGUUUCAUUUUGGUGUGUUUUCUGAGAAGUUUGCUUGAUCAUUGCGGUUGCUGUGGGUUCUGUACUUUUGUGAUUUGAGCUUGUGCAGAAGAGUCAGUAUAAGGAUUGUUGUCCAGAAUCUUGUUCUGCAGAUCUCAUCUCCCAUCUGAUUUACCAAGAAAAUUGUUGAUUUGCCAAUGAUCAAAGAAGUAACAAUGUCAAGUGGAGUAGAAUUAAGAAGGCACUCAGUUGGAAUAUCAAGUUCUGGAAAUAAUGAGAAAAAAGUUGUUCCUCAUUACCUUAGAGCAUCUACUGGCUCCUGUCAUGAUUUUUGUAAAUAUGGGAGAAAACAUGUGCAGGAAGCAAAGGAGAUACUCUCAAUGACUAAAAGGGCUGCAAGAAAACCAUUUCGCCGAAGAUCAGAAGGGAGCAUUGAUGGAAUAAUGACAUCAGUUGCCAAGGUCAAAGCAUCAGUUGAUUCUGAUCCAACAAAGGUGUUAGCCAGAGAACACAGAAAAUCAUUUGAUUCUGAGUUCCAGAUUUUUUAUACCUCUGACCCAAGUAAGCAGGAACUUGCAACAAAAUCAUCUGGCAGCCAAAAACAAAUUGGGAAUGGAGUUCAGGUAAACAAAAACAUAGCAUCAUUGCUCAGGGUCAAACCAUCAUUUGUUCCAAAAUCCCAUGUUUCUUCAAGUUCCAAAACAUGGGGGCAAGGAAUUUCAUCAAGUUUUGGGGUGGAAAUUCCAUCACAACCAACUUCCAAGAGGGUGCAAACUUCACCAAUAUCUUCUUCUCCAUUGAGAUCAUCUUCUGAAAUGAUGAAAACUCAUCCAAACUCAACUUUCCAGAUGGUCAAAACUUCAUCAAAAUCUGCGUCCAUGAUGGUGUUUAAGGUGUCUUCUUUUGAAGAUAAAGAAAUGGAGUUGUCUGAAAAGCCUGUGACUUCUCUGAAUCCAGAUUCUGUUACAAUGGAGACAAUAUAUUCUAUGAAUUCCUCCGAGGGCUUUGGUGGCCAAAAGAAUAGUGAGAUUAAGAUGAAAAAGAGGGAAUCCUCCUCCAAGGUAGCUUUACCUUUAACGGCUUUGUUGUCAUCCAAACCUUCUUGCAAAGGAAUUGCAAAUACUAAUGCAAGAAAGCACAAGGGCCCGAAAAUUGAGUCUCAUAAUAAGAAUCAACCCAAGCCUACAGAAGUUGAACCUGAGGAACACAACAAUGAGGCUCAGGAAAAGACUUUGUAUAUCAUCAAGAUGGAAACUGCAAACCAAACUUUGCAAUCUGAUCAAAAUGAAAGCCAGGAGAGUGAAAUGUCCUCUAAUUUGGUGUCAUCACGCAAGUUUUUGUCCUCCUCAAGUACUCAAUCGUCAUCCCAAGAAGCCCAGGAAGACCAAGAAGAAUCUGAAUAUGCAACAAGUGAAUUUGAGGAGGAUUCUUCUGCUGGAAAUCCUGAAAUUGAAUACAUGGAAAAUGUCGAGACUUUGGAUAUUGAAGAAAAUGGAAAGCCUCAAGAGGAUAAGAUUGUUUGUUCUGAAGACAAGGACUGCCAAAAGUUAAGAGCAAAUAUGGCUGAUACUCAAAUUGAGAAAAAUAGUCCAAGAAGGCUUAAAUUCCUUAGAGGAAGUGUGUUGGGAGACAAUGCUAGUGAUGCCAAUAAUGAUGCUGACAAUAUUGGUGCCAUAACUGGUCCAGAGAAGCUUGUUUUGAGACAUCAAGAUGUGCAGGCCAAGAAAGAUGAACAUGGUUUGUAUAAUAAUGUAAUAAAGGAAACAGCAAGUAAACUGAUUGAAAUUGAGAAGGGGAAGGUCAAAGCAUUGGUCAGUGCCUUUGAAACAGUAAUCUCUCUCCAAGAGAAAAAAAUUUCUGCAAACAUUAUCCAUUGA